Molecule: messenger RNA, 957 nt
Organism: Lathyrus sativus (Indian pea)
Lineage: Eukaryota; Viridiplantae; Streptophyta; Magnoliopsida; Fabales; Fabaceae
Source: the annotation of a GenBank genome assembly
AUGAUGUCUGCUUCAACAUCCACGUCACAUAACACAAACCCUUUGAACACAAAACCUCGUAAGAGACUUAUCGUCAAGCUCAGUUAUCCUCCAGGUUCAAGAAAACGCGAUUCAGAUUCGUGCGACACAGAUGAAAACAAAAGAAGAAAGAUUCAAGAUUUUGUAAAACCAAUCGUAACCUGUUAUUGGGUUGAUUCAGAUUACCGUACCAAAACAACAUCUUUGUCUGAAACAAAGCAUAAUAAUGUUGUUGAAGACAAGAAGAUGAUCGAGAACCAAGUUUCCAAAACUACACCUUUGUCUCAACCAAAGGAUAACAAUGUUGUUGAAAACAAGAAAAUGAUCAAGAACCCAACACAACCAAAGGAUAACAAUGUUGUUGAAAACAAGAAAAUGAUCAAGAACCCAACACAACCAAAGGAUAACAAUGUUGUUGAAAACAAGAAAAUGAUCAAGAACCCAACACCUUCGUCUCAACCAAAGGAUAACAAAAUGAUCAAGAACCGAACACCUUUGUCUCAACCAAAGAAUAACACGAAGGAUUCAUCAAAAACAGCCUUUGUGACAAGAGUUGAAGAAUGUGGGUUGAAACAACCGAUGGAGUGUGUUAGGAGGAGGCAAUGUUGGUUGAUUUUGAAGAGAAUGUUGGUAGAUAGAGAUGGUUGGGAUUUGAAAGAUCCUCCAAAAAUAGCAAUGGCUGAUAAGUGUAAGAUAAAGGCAAUAGGUUUGAAGGAAAUAGAGAGAAAGUUGAGGUUGUAUGCAACACCGGAUGGGUUUGCUAGUGACAUAAGACUUGUGUUCUCUAAUGCAAUGCUAAUGUAUCCUCCAAGGAAUCAUAUUUAUCAAAUUGCAAAAAAGUUCAGUCAGAAUUUUGAACACAAAUGGAAGUCAUUGAAGGAUAUGUGGGACCUUGAGGAUACAAAAAGAAGCAAGACUCACAAGAGUACAAGAUACUAA